AUGGUCCGCAUUUUGAUUAGCACCCUCAGGACUGGGGGAACUGGGCUCGACCUUACUCCAACAAACAGAUGCAAAUUGGUUGAUCUGUGGUGGAAUGAAGCCACCGACAUUCAGAGUGACUGA
This is a messenger RNA of Paracoccidioides lutzii Pb01, 123 nucleotides long. RefSeq lists its product as hypothetical. The transcript has 2 exons. The record is from RefSeq and is a predicted model, not a curated record. Bases 1 to 123 code for a protein of 40 amino acids.